Musca domestica (house fly) is the source of this 489-nucleotide messenger RNA. It is a transcript of the gene ND-B8, whose product is annotated as NADH dehydrogenase [ubiquinone] 1 alpha subcomplex subunit 2. The record is from RefSeq and is a predicted model, not a curated record. NCBI's taxonomy places the organism in Eukaryota, Metazoa, Arthropoda, Insecta, Diptera, Muscidae. The transcript has 3 exons. Bases 97 to 384 code for a protein of 95 amino acids.
UGACAUUUCAUAUUGUUUUUUUCUGUUCUGAGAAGGAACACACAAAUCCUCCUUCUUUGGCGUUAAGGCGACAAUUUCUCAAACAAUCUUAACAAGAUGCGUGUAUCUGUUGCUAGAUUGACCAAAAUGGGUCCCAAAUUGAAGGAGUUGCGCCUUCAUUUGUGUCAGACUGGAGAAGCCUCAAAGGGCGCCCGGGAAUAUGUUGAACGUUUUUAUCCCGCGUUGAAGAAGAGCAAUCCUGAGCUGCCAAUUUUGAUCAGAGAAUGUGAAGGUGUUCAACCUCGUUUGUGGGCUCGUUAUGCCUUGGGCAAAGAAACCUCAGUGCCAGUGACAAAUCAAUCUGCACAGGAUAUCCAAAAACACGUCGAAGCUCUAGGCAAAUAAAGCUUUGGGGAAAUGUUGCAGAAUAACUACUCUAAAUAUUACAAGAAAUAUUCGAUAUAAGCCAAUAAUAUUGUAAAAAUAAAUAAAACUGGAUGUUUACCCAAA